Drosophila subobscura is the source of this 2693-nucleotide messenger RNA. RefSeq names its product AF4/FMR2 family member lilli (gene Drgx). NCBI's taxonomy places the organism in Eukaryota, Metazoa, Arthropoda, Insecta, Diptera, Drosophilidae. Gene Ontology annotation, biological process: regulation of transcription by RNA polymerase II. The transcript is spliced from 8 exons. The record is from RefSeq and is a predicted model, not a curated record. The coding region runs from base 624 to 2417 and encodes 597 amino acids. Gene Ontology annotation, molecular function: DNA-binding transcription factor activity, RNA polymerase II-specific; RNA polymerase II transcription regulatory region sequence-specific DNA binding.
AGAUCAUUCACAUUCUGACGUUCCACGCGUUCGGUUGACAUCCAACAUCCAUUCUGUAGCCCCCAAACAAAUCUCUGGGUUUCUGUGUGAAAGACGAAACUAUAAAACAAACGAAAAUCAAAACUGAAAAUCAAGUGGAUUAUUUGUAGUUCUCUCUGACAAACUGGAAAACUUCCAUGCCCAAAAGUGUCUCAUCUAAUUAAACCCCGUGUGUGUUCCAUCCUCAAACUCGGAAAAACUUCAACUGGAUCCUUAACUUCCUUUGCGGCCUAUUAGACCACUGAUUGACUGUGAAGUUACUUCAGCACCUGGCACCUGGCACCUGGCACUCCACUCCUUUUGUGAUUCUUGUACUCAAGAGAACUUUUCAAAAACUUCUUCAAAGUGUUUAGACGCUCCUGCUCCCGGCUCCAGCAAAAGUUUCACGUGUGUUUCGUGUGCUGUGCAAAGUGUGGAAAACCUUGAUCGAAACGAGAGCCAAGACAGGACCCAAGACAAAGCAAAAAGAAGCCUGCAAGGGAGAGCGCAAGGAAAGGGAUUUUCUUCUGUGACACGCUUGAAGAAUUGCUGCCAAAAUUUUCACGGACGGUAAUAAGCUCGGUCCUGCAGCUGCGGGCAGAGGAAUGUUUUGCUAUCAGUGUCCGCCCGCCCUCCAUCCCUGCGGACCGCAUCCGCCGCGACUGCCAACGCUCGACUAUCCCUUCGCUGCCACCCAUCCAUACACCAGCUACUCGUAUCAUCCUGCCAUACACGAUGAGACCUUUGUCCGGCGGAAGCAGCGACGGAAUCGCACCACCUUCACACUGCAACAGCUGGAGGAGCUGGAGACGGCCUUUGCCCAGACCCACUAUCCGGAUGUGUUUACGCGCGAGGAUCUGGCCAUGAAAAUCAACCUCACAGAGGCACGCGUUCAGGUCUGGUUCCAGAAUCGUCGAGCCAAGUGGCGCAAGGCGGAGCGGCUAAAGGAUGAGCAGCGCAAGCGGGAAAAUGGCGAGAGCAGCAGCUCAUUGGAUAAGCUGCACGACUCACGCGAAUCCUCGCCAGACAUCACCGCCGAAAUCGAUGACGACAUGGACGAGCUGCCGCGUCAGCGCUCCCACAGUCCCAUGACCAAUGGCCCCCUGGAGCAGCAGCAGCACUCCCACUCCCACUCCCAUUCGCACUCGCACAGCCCGGGCGGCGGCAUGCACUUGGACUCCAGCGACAAUGAGCGUCCCUUGUCCUCCAACCAGCUGACAGCCACCCCGCACUCGGCCUCCCAGUCGCUGGGCUCCAUCAGCGCCGGCUCCCCCUCGCCGGGCAUGCGUGAGCAUACGCCGCUGGCCAGCGGCCAGGCGCCCAGCAGCCCCUCCAACUCACGCAACACCGACUCGCCCAUCGAGGUGGGCGGACCCAUGUCGCUGACCACCGGCUCCCGCAUGGGCGGCCAUCACUCCUCGAACAACUCGGCCUCGUCCACGCCAACGCCCACAACGCCGCAUGCACCACAGAUGCCACACAGCUCGGCGGCAGCAGCGGCAGCUUUCGGCAGUCACAUCUUUGGCAGCUUUGGUGCGGGAAAUGGCAGCGAUAACAAUUGCGGCUUUCGUCCGGUGCUGAGUGAACAGAGCGCUGUGGCAGCAGCGGCUGCUGCGGCGGCGGCACAGCGUGGCACAAACCACCAUCCACCGCUCUUCCUGCCGCCCCAUCUGGCGGCGCAGUUCUCCCAUCAGCCGCUCUUCCCGGGCCUCAAAGGCUGCUCGCCCUUCCAGAGCCUGUGCUCCUGCUGCUCCCUGAAGCCGCCACCGAUGCCGCCCUCCUCCUCCGCGGGCGUGGCCCCACCGAUGAGUGUUCCCGUGAGCAGCAGCUCGGCGGCCAGCUCCCCGGAGUCGCCCAAGUCCAGCCAGGGCUCGGGCGGACACGAUCCACGCUCCAACUCCGUGGCCGAGCUGCGUCGCAAGGCGCAGGAGCACUCGGCGGCGCUGCUGCAGUCGCUGCAUGCCGCCGCAGCUGCGGGUCUGGCCUUUCCGGGCCUCCAUUUGCCGCCACUCUCGUUUGCCCAUCAUCCGGCCCUGGGGCAGCAUUCGCACUCGCACUCCCACUCCCAUUCCGUGAAUCACAAUAACAACACAUUGAGGAUGAAGCACGAGGCGCAGGACAUGACGAUGAAUGGCAUGGUGGCAGCAGGAGGGGGGCAAGGACAAGCCGUUAGCUCCUCAGCGGCACUCUUGGAUCUGGCCGAGUCGGCAGUGGCAUAUCAACAGCAUCAACAGCAGCAGCAGCAACAGCAGCAGCAGCAGCAGCAGCAACAGCAACAACAUGCAACGCUGUCGCCUCCAACCACGCCCACACAACAGCAGCAGGCGGCAGUGGAGGCAGCCGCAGGAUCGGGUGCAAGUGCUUUGAAUGGAAAUUCAGUGAAUGCCAAGAGUGAAUAGAAGAUUUUUGUGCAAUUGAAAUUAAAGAAAUCUAAAGUUUAAACGUUAAUCUAAGCAUUAGUUUUUAACUCUAAGUUAAAGUAAAUAAAACACAAAAAAAAGAACACAAAAAAAUAUAAACAUGCAAAAAAUAAUAAAAAGCACUUUGAAAAAAUACUUAUACAAAUGAUUAAAAGAUACUUAGUUAGAGUAUAGUUAAUGCUGAGAGAAAAAAUAGAAAGAGAGAGACAGAGAGAGAGAGAGAGAAAUCUACUCAGAUAACCCUCUGAACUAAGC